Messenger RNA from Selaginella moellendorffii, 2889 nucleotides. RefSeq names its product probable RNA-dependent RNA polymerase 5. Gene Ontology annotation, biological process: siRNA processing. Bases 69 to 2762 code for a protein of 897 amino acids. Gene Ontology annotation, molecular function: RNA-directed RNA polymerase activity. The record is from RefSeq and is a predicted model, not a curated record. The transcript is spliced from 18 exons. NCBI's taxonomy places the organism in Eukaryota, Viridiplantae, Streptophyta, Lycopodiopsida, Selaginellales, Selaginellaceae. Gene Ontology annotation, cellular component: nuclear RNA-directed RNA polymerase complex.
GCAUUUAGUCGGGCUGUAGUUUUUGAGCAUGUGAACGUUGGAUUGGGGGUUUUAGGCGCCCGUACACGAUGAUGGGCGAUGCUAGGGAGGAAGAGCCUGUGGCGAGGAAGAGACUCUUCCACGGAUGGUCUCAAGACGACGUGGAGGAGUUCCUCGAGCAAGACGACGCCGUCAUGUCCCAGUUGCCAGUGAGCCCCGAGGAUAGAGCAUUGGGGGAGCUUGACUUCUACAAGAGGUAUCUCAUCCAGUGCCUUGCAAAGGGUCGUCUCGGUGUGGAGGAGCUGAGACAAAUGAAGGACGUCAAGUGUGAAGCUUUCGAGUCGUACUUAUGCUCGCUGGUGAAUGCGAGGCAGCGACUUCCGCUCAAUAAUAGCGCUUCUGGAGUUCCAAAGUCGCUGAUGUAUACCUGUGAUGUCGACGAGCAUGGGAGGAUUUCCUACCAGAGGCCAUAUUACGAGGAUGGCAGGACUCCCUUGCAGAGAGCUUUUGGAGACGAUAAAGUUCUCCAGGUGAGAUUCAAUUGCCAAGGAGUUACGAGUCCAGAGAUGUAUCGAGAUAUCAUCGAGAGGGGCUUCAACGUUGGGCUUCGCCAUUUCGAGUACUUUGUGCACAAGGAAGAAAAAAAACGCAAAAACAUGAGCAAAGUCAAGCAAACGCGGCAGCAACGAUCCUUUUUCGUGUGUACAAAAUCCAUCGCUGCGAGCGACCUGGUUGACCCGCACUUCUUGAAGUUCCGCUCGAUGGAUGCCUGUCGGAAGUAUAUCAUGCACAUCCACACCGUUCCAUGCUUGCAGCUCUACAACAAGAGGCUGCAACUGGCACUCUCAAAAACAUGGACAGCCAACGUAAACAUGAGCGAAAUUAAUGUCGUUUGUUUCAAGGACAUUCCAUGCAGACAUGAUCCGGGUGGAGAGAUUGCAGUGGGCUGUAACGGCAAGCCUUUGAUCCAUACGGAUGGAACCGGAUUCAUUUCUGAGGAUUUAGCGAAACAAGUUGCAGUGAAUGCUUCAGAUGAGUAUCCUGCUCUGCUUCAAGUACGUCUUUUCUAUCACGGGAUAGCAGUCAAAGGCACGCUUCUAACUUUAAAAACACUUCAGCAUAAAACAAUCGUGUACAGGGAUUCAAUGCUCAAGGUUAAGGCUGAUCCCAAACUGGCAAACUGUCCAAGCUUCAAUUCUUUGGAGAUUUGCACCACAAGCCACAAGCCACCAGUAGCAAGCUUGUCACGCUACGUGAUAGCUCUCUUACUGGAAGGGGGUGUUCCUGAAAGUUUUUUCAUCCAGGUAGUGCAAGAAGCGAUUGCGAAGGCCAUGACUCCCCUGCAAGAUAUUGCUGCCGCUCACAGGCUUUGUUCGAGAUUCUCGUUCGGAGAUAUGCCGAGAAGGAUGAUUCUCGCAGGGAUCCCGCUGACGGAUCACUUUCUAAGAAACAGUCUAAUGACGAUGAUACGAACGCAGCUCAAACGCUACGCAAAAGCCAAUGUUCCACUCGAAGGCUCGUACUACUUGAUGGGAUCUGCAGAUCCCACAAACACGCUUGCGAGAAACCAAGUCGCGAUUCUCCUAGAAAAUGGACCUCUGCAUAGGCACAAGGUUCUCGUUUAUAAACACCCGGGGAUGCACCCCGGCGACGUUCACGUAUUCGAGGCAACUUGGAACCAGGAACUGGAGAGUUCCCUCGGAAACAGCAAGUACGUUAUAAUCUUCCCGACGAAAGGGCCUCGUUCCGUCGUGCACGAGAUUGCAAACAGCGAUCUGGACGGUGAUUUGUACUGGAUUUGCACGAACGAGCAGGUCUCAAACCUCUAUAAGCCGCAAUUGCCAUGGCAAGAGAAAAGAACAAACGGAACCACGGCCGUGCCGAGUUGCUUGGGGAUGAGCCCCGAAGUUAUAAUGAGCCGUUUAGUGGCUAUGUUCCUCAGAGCUAUAUUCAAGCCAAACUUUGCAAUCUCCCGAGCGGCCACAAACUGGCUGAUUCACAUGGACAAGUAUCUCAGCACAAGCUUUGACAAUGUACGCGAACGAGAGUUUCGGCAGAAUUGCCUUCUCGAGCUCGCUGAUUUGUACUACUUGGCUCUGGACGCGGAUAAAACCGGAGAAAUGGUUACUAUCGAGGAUAGGCUAUUGUGCGACAAGAUCAAGCCGCAUUUCCUAGUCGAAGAGAACAGCAACAAUCCGAAUAGACGUAAGAUCCAGCAACAGGACAAUGUGUAUAGAUCAACCUCGAUAUUUGGAAAGAUCUAUAAUGUAGUGACCGAGGUAAUUGAAAACGAAGCCAAGGAAUUCACAGGACCUCUGAUGUUCUACGAGGAGUUUGUCUACGGGAAUUACCUGAGCUACAAAGACUUGUGGAGGCAGCACUUUAACAACUAUCGUCUGGAAAUGAGCCUGGCCUUGGACGAGAAAUCGGCCGAGAAGACGGACGAGAUCGCUGCGCAGUAUUGUCAGAUGCUUUAUACCGGAUCCACGAACUUGGAUGGAGCAAAGAAGAGUAUUUAUCAGAUCUACCAAGAGUCUUGUGCCAUCUACAGCGUUGUCCACGACCACGUCCAGUUUUGCUUAGAUCGAGCGCGAGCAGGGAGCGAAAACGAGAAAGAGUGCAGGCCCAGCUUCACGUUUGCUUGGAAAGUGGCUGGAGAGCCCCUGUGCCAUCUCUUCUGUGAAAGGAGGAAGGAAAGCGGUGGUACCUUCUCCGUGGCGAGAGAUGUUCUUGACACUAUCGCUGGCGCUCCAGGUGCUCUUGCAAGGCUUCGGAGAUUCUAACUUUCGUCAACGAGUUCUAAGUAAGCUUAUCAACCAUCUUGUGAAUUAUUUUGUAGGUUCAAUCAACAGUAACCAUUUUUUUUUCUCUGUAAGUACUCUCAUUUUAAAUCAAAGAUCUAGAAAUCAA